This is a messenger RNA of Mesorhabditis spiculigera, 804 nucleotides long. The record is from the annotation of a GenBank genome assembly. Lineage: Eukaryota; Metazoa; Nematoda; Chromadorea; Rhabditida; Rhabditidae.
AUGGACAUUGUCAAAUUCCGCGCCAGUUUUCGCAUGCCCCGGCGGAUUCGGUUGCCCUUUAUUCGCAGCUAUUCCUUUGUUGACCGAGGAGCCGACGCAGCGCUCCGCGUCCAACCCGUCGAGAUGCGGUCCCCGUUCACGCGAUCCGAUCCGAACAGCAAUCAACCCGGAAACGUCAAAUUCCUCCGAGCCACGAAAAAAUUCUUCAAAAAGAUCUACUCGACGGCCACGCUGCCGAAGAAGCAGUCGGUGCCGAACAUCACCGCCCCGGACGUCAGCCAGCUCGGCCAGAGCUACUAUGACUUUAGCUCGAGCUACCGCGAGCCGUCGCGUUUUGCCUCGGACGACUGCGAUGAUCCUUACACAUUCUCCACCUAUUGCUCAAACUACCGUAGCCCGAUGGACACGUAUCGCAACGAGCUGAACCUAUCCACGUCCCUCCAUUUCCCCAAGUAUGCCGACAGCCAGCCGGAUAGUGGUGUCGACGAUCGCUCGUCCACUCCCGACGAGUCGGUGGACUCGGUGGGGGCCUCGUCAUCGUCUCCCACCUCGUCCAGCUCGCACUCCACGGCCUCGUCGAAGCUGGAGACAAGCCACGACGAUUCGGGCUUUGCCCAGGUGCCCGUCAACGGUGACUGGAACAACGUGUUCGAGCAGUUGCGCCGAGAAAUGACACUUAUGCGAGAACGAGAUCAACAAAUCCUGGCGGACCUGCACAAGGUGGAAUCGCAGCUGAAGAGCGUGCGCCUCGCCUCGCAGUACGGCUUUGACGAUAAGGACGGCCCGGUGCCAAGUAUGCCGAUA